Stegodyphus dumicola is the source of this 867-nucleotide messenger RNA. RefSeq names its product microtubule-associated protein 1 light chain 3 alpha-like. NCBI's taxonomy places the organism in Eukaryota, Metazoa, Arthropoda, Arachnida, Araneae, Eresidae. The record is from RefSeq and is a predicted model, not a curated record.
CACGAGCUUUUCCUUUCAACGUAGGGAAGGUGUGUUUCCUCGUCAUAGUAGUUUCUAAAGGUGUGCACUGUGGAUAUAGUAUUUACAUAAAUAACCUUUAUUUAUAAAUAAUUCCUGAUUAUUCUGAAGAUAAAGAUAUAAAACUGGAUUCCAAAUUCGUCGCGAUGGUUAAAGCACUUCGCCAAAAAUGCGAUUUGCGCUGCGAAUAUUUACAACUUCCUCAGAUAGUUUCGGUAACUUCAUUGUAUCAGCCAAAAGAAACAAAGCCUGCUGCACUCAAAUCGUUUAAAGAAAGAAGAUCUUUAACACUAAGAAAGGAUGAGUCAACCGAUGUUCGAAAGAAAUAUCCCCAUAAAUUACCGAUCAUUGUUGAAAAAGCAGAAGGUGAAAAGAGCUUGCCCACACUUGAUCGAGUAAAAUUUCUCGCUCCUGACGAUAUGAGUAUGUCACAGUUUAUUGGUAUUAUAAGGUCUCGUCUGAAUUUAAAACCUACACAAGCAUUCUACCUGAUGGUUAAAAACCGCUGUAUAACCACUUUGUCUCAGUCUGUUGCAGAGGUGUACUGGGAGCACAAGGAUGAGGAUGGCUUCUUGUAUACAACGUACGCUGCUCACGAAAUGUAUGGUUCAGACCAGUUCGCAGAGUCAAUGAAGCAGACAUGAUGAAGUGCUAACUUUAGAGACUGAUGCUCUGUAGAUCUUCGUAACUAUUUUGUGUUUGGACGCAUCAACUUGCUGUAAGAUAAGAAAACUUGUACGAAAGAAGUUACAUCUCGUACUUUUAGACUUUUUUGUACGUUUUGACUUGUAUGUAUUUUAUACUGCUGUGAUAUUUUUCAUUUGCUUAAUAAAAGGUUUUCGGAUAUUA